Messenger RNA from Cynara cardunculus var. scolymus (artichoke), 429 nucleotides. RefSeq names its product DNA-binding protein HEXBP-like. The record is from RefSeq and is a predicted model, not a curated record. Gene Ontology annotation, molecular function: nucleic acid binding; zinc ion binding. The transcript has 2 exons. The coding region runs from base 1 to 429 and encodes 142 amino acids. Lineage: Eukaryota; Viridiplantae; Streptophyta; Magnoliopsida; Asterales; Asteraceae.
AUGUCAAGACGGGGGCAGAUGCAUAACGCAGCUCGUACUACACCUCAGGCAUACUCUUUACAGUCGAAUGCCUCGAGGAUUUGCCAAAGAUGCGGCAAGAAUCAUGCUGGACGAUGCAAUAUUGAACCAUCCAGUGUACGAUGUUUUUGUUGUGGCGAGGUGGGACACGUUCGUACAACUUGUCCGCGAAAGGAGGAAGCAUGCUACUCAUGCGGGGUUCUUGGGCAUAAACAGCGAAACUGCCCACGAGGAAAAGGAGCAGAAAGCAAAGCGUCGGUACAACGACCGACUGGGACUACAACCUCCGUUCAAAAAGAGGAGGUACCAAAGGUGCAUGUGCGGGCAUUCCAGAUCACUGCAGAAGAAGCACGUAACGAGCCUGAUGUCGUGACUGGAAAGAAAGAAGAUAAAGGCAAGAACCCGGUGUAG